CCCCCCGUGGGGCGGUGUGGGGUGGGCUCAGCCCCGCAUCGCCGGCGAAGGAGGAGCAGGGACGGGUUUGCACGGCGGCGGCGCCCAUCCUCAACCAGCCCCUUUCCUUCUCCUCCUCCUUGAAGACCUUUCCCCUUCUCAGGACUCGCUGUGGGGAGGGGGCUGCUUGAGACCCCCAUUCCCACCCCCGGAAGGGACCCUGCCCCAUCGCCGCAGCGCCCGCUGCGAACCUUCCGCGCCCGCGCGCAUUUGGGCGCAUCUGGCACCGCAUCCCUCCUGCGCGGCUGCCUAGGGCUGAAAAGGAGCCCCUGCCCCAUCGCCGCCGCCUCUGGGUGCCCCCCACCGAUGAAUCUGGGGCGCAGGGGCCAUGCCGGGGUGCUGGCAGCUCUACGCCGUCCAGUGGGCAGCGCUGGCCGUUCAGGGCGCCUGGCACAGCCUCCCGGGGGCCGCCCAGGAAACCCCCCUCCACUACUAUGGGGACAACGUCAUUGACCUGCUGGAGGCCCUCAACGUCACCCGCUCUGUCGUGGGGGUCACCAAGGCCAAGGGUCCCGAUCUGGGCGUGCCGGCCUGGAAGUUCCGCCAGCGGGUGCCCCACCUGACUCUCCCCUGGGACUAUUCCGUCUACCUGCUGUCCACGGUUCAAGCAGCCCUCGGCUUCCACUUUGUGGCCCGCCAGAGCCGCGCCUCGGAAGGGACCCUUGUCUCCCUGGUCUCGCCGGCUGCCACCAAGCGGGACGGGCGCCCCCUUCUGCAGCUGGUGUCCAGCGCCCGGUCCGGCCAGCUGCGCCUCGACUACCGCGCCGUCCACAACAUGGAGCCGGCCUCCUUGGUCUUCCCCGGGAGCAACCCCUUUGCCCACGGUCUCUGGGUACGGCUGGCCCUCCAUCUGGAGCCACAACGCAUCUCACUCUUUGUCGACUGCCAGGAGCCCGUCGUCUUCGAGAAAGGCGGCGGCGAGGAGGUGCUGAGCCUCAUCCUGCCCCUGGACCUGCAGGUCACCUUUGCCAGUUUGGAAGGAGACAAGGCCAGCAAGUUCCUGGGCUACUGGCAGACAGCAGAGAUUUCGCCCAGUGGCUUCCCCCACCGUCCCUGGCACUGCGAGAACCUGCCAGAGCCAGACCUCCUCCCUCUGUCCUACACCACAGCUGAGGAGCGCUACCUGGACCUACCAGACGAGCACCUGCCUGAGCUGGACUCUCCGCCACCCCUUGAGCCACCGGCCUUGACGGACAUCCGCCACUACCAGCGGGAGCCAAGUGAGUCUGACUUCCCACCGCCGGGACCAGCGAGAUCCAGCGCAGCCAGCGCAGAGGAGAGGAUACGGCGGCUGGAGGAGCUGGUCGACGGGCUGGGGACAAUGCUGGACAUGGUUAAAGAGCAGAAUUCGGACCUGCUGGGCCGCGUGAAGUCCCUGGAGGACUGUGAGUGUCGGCGACCAGCAUGCCUCUGGGAAGGGCAGCGCUAUGAGGACGGCACUUCCUGGGAUCAAGAUCUGUGCACCACUUGCGUGUGUGCGCAUGGCAAAGCAGAGUGCUCACUGCGCCACGACCGGCCUCGCUGUCUGGGCUGUGCUGACGGCCGGAAGGAAGGCGAGAACUGGAGCCCCGAGCCGUGCUGGACCUGCCGCUGUGAGGAUGGCAAAGUGUCCUGCAAGAGAGAGGACUGCUCCCCUGCUCCAUGCCAGCACCCAGCAACCCCUCAGGGGAAGUGUUGCCCAGUGUGUGGAGGUUGCUUCUACAAAGGGCACCUCCUGAAGGAUGGGCAGAGAUACCUGGAGGAGCCAUGCAGGCAUUGCAUCUGCCAGGCAGGCAACGUCCGAUGCCAAGCACCCAGCUGCCCAGAGCUUUCGUGCCGGGAGCGAUACACGCCGCCCGGGGAGUGCUGCCCAGUUUGCCAUCCAGGUUGCGAGUACGAAGGACAGAGAUAUCAGGAGGGAGAUGUCUUUGCAGCCUCCUCAAACCCCUGCAUGAACUGCUCCUGCCUGAGGAGCCUGGUCCACUGCCACCCAGUCCACUGCCCUCCCAGCCGCUGUGCCAAGCCCAACCCUCAGCCUGGCCAAUGCUGCCCCGUUUGCUCAGCGUGUGAGCUGGACGGGCGAACGCUGCAGCCUGGGCAGAAGCUCACCUCUGCGGACGGAUGUCGAAGCUGCACCUGUUCUGAGGGGGCGCUGGUGUGCACCCCUGCCCAGCCAUGCCCCCCGCCUUGCACCCACGGACUACCCUCUGCCGCUGGCUCCUGCUGCCCGGACUGCACCCGCUGCCUUUUCCGCGGGCAGCUCAUUCCGAACGGUGGCGAGGUGGCGGGCAAGGACCCCUGCGAAUGCUGCGUCUGUCAGGAUGGGAACAUCGUCUGCUCCCAGGUCGCCUGCCCAAAGCUGGACUGUGCCAUCACAGAGGAGAUCCCUGGACAAUGUUGCCCCCUGUGCCAGGGUUGUCUGGACGGAGAAUCCCGGCGUGAGCACAAUGAAGAGUGGACCCCAUCCUCGGACCCCUGCCUGAAGUGCAAAUGCCUGGAAGGCCACGCCGUCUGCAAAAGGAGGCACUGCGCCAGUCUCUGCCGCCACCCAGCACCCCCUCGCCCCAGGACUUGCUGCCCCGUCUGUGAUGGUUGUCUGUGGGAAGGGAGAGAGUACCGCAGCGGAGAGGUGGUCCCGAGCGGAGAGCCUUGCAAGCGCUGCACCUGUGUGGCCGGGGAGGUUUCGUGCGAGCGAGCCGCGCCCAAGUGCCCUCCGCCGUCCUGCAGCCACCCGGGCAAACUCCCGGGACAGUGCUGCCCAACCUGCGAAGUGUGUGAGUUUGAAGGACGGCCCUUCCAGAACGGGGACACCUUUCGGCCUGCAGGGGGCAGCCCUUGCCUUCAGUGCACGUGCUCAGAUGGGCACGUCCGGUGCCAUGAGGAGCUGUGCCCCCCAGCGACUUGCUCCCACCCCGUCCAAGACCCAGGACACUGCUGCCCACUCUGCAAAGUGUGUGUCCUUGACAGUGUGGAGUUUGAAGACGGCACCGAGUGGGAACCGGAGGGCGAGCCCUGCACCAGCUGCAUCUGCCUCCAGGGGGAGCCGGUGUGCAGCCCCACUCCCUGCCCCCAACUUCCUUGCCAACAUCCAGCCCAGCUGCAAGGGUCCUGCUGCCCAGGGUGCCAUCAAUGCUCCUACAACCAGCGGCUCUACAGCAACGGGCAAGAGUUCGUUGACCCAGACCAUCCCUGCCAGAGCUGCCGGUGUCUGGAUGGCACCGUCCGCUGCUCCCCCACUCCUUGCACCCCACUGACUUGUCCACAUCCGGAGAGGAGGCCUGGAAUAUGCUGUCCAAAGUGCCCCGAUUGCACUCAGGACAACCGAGUGGUGCUGGACGGAGAGGAGCUGCCGAACCCGCUGAACCCCUGCCAGGCGUGCCUGUGCACCGCUGGAGAACUGCGCUGCAAGGAGCGUCAGUGCCCGGGAGCCCUGUGCGCUCACCCCUUGCCCGGAUCCUGCUGCCAGAACAACUGCAACGGUUGCAACUACGCCGGGAAGGAGUACCCCAACGGAGCUGAGUUCCCCCACCCCACGGACAAGUGCCGGCAGUGCCACUGCAUCAAUGGGAACGUCCAGUGCCUCUCGCGCCGUUGCCCGCCCCUUCUGUGCCCGGAACCGUUCCUGAUGCCUGGAGAAUGCUGCCCCCAGUGUCCAGCUCCCCCAGCCGGCUGCAUCUACCUCGGUGUCCCCUACCAGCACAUGGGGCGGUUCUACGACCCGUCGGACAAGUGCCGCGACUGCAUCUGCAACAAUGGGACCAUCACCUGCCAACGCCAGCCCUGCGCGCCCGCCCAGUGCUCCCACCCGCUGCAACUGGACUGCUGCCGCUCGUGCGACGGUUGCCUUUACCAGGCGAAAGAACUCCCCAACGGAGAACACUUCCCCGACCCCAAGGACCCCUGCAGAGUCUGCUCCUGCUGGGAGGGGAGCGUCACCUGCAAGGCCAAAUCCUGCCCGCCAUUGGAGUGCCCCUUCCCCGUCGCGGGACCUUGCUGCAAAGUCUGCGAAGGUUGCACGUACCUCUCUGAGGGCUACCUGAACGGCCAGGAGUUCCCGGACCCCCAGGACGCCUGCGGACUCUGCACCUGCAUGAAUGGAUUUGUCACCUGCGCCAAAAAGCCCUGCUACAAAGCGGGAUGCUCCCACCCCGUCCGGGGGCCUGGCCAGUGCUGCCCUGUCUGCCAUGGCUGUUCCUAUAACGGCGUCACAGUUAGCAACGGGCAGAGCUUUGCCGAUCCUGGGGACCCUCUCUGCUCCCAGUGUACCUGCAAGGCCGGCUCAGUUCAGUGCCUGAAAAAGCUCUGCCCGCCAGCCCCCUGUGCCUACCCUGUGCCCGGACCCUGCUCGUGCCCGUUGUGCCAAGGCUGCAGUUUCCAGGGCCGUGAAUAUGGGGAGGGAGACAGCUUCCCUGCCCCCAACAAGCCUUGUGAGGAAUGCCGCUGCCUGAGAGGCGACGUAUCCUGCAGACCCACGCUCUGCCCCACGGCCCGAUGCCCUCACCCAUCGCGCGACCCUUGCGGAUGCCCCACCUGCGACUCCUGCAGCUUCCACGGGCGAGACUGUCUGGACGGCGAGCGUUUUCCUGACCCCCGAGACCCCUGCAACCAGUGCCAGUGUUCGGCUGGCACCGUGACCUGCUUGCCUGCUCCGUGCCCAGCCGUCCCCUGCCAGAAUCCUGUCGUGCCACCCGGGCAGUGCUGUCCGAAGUGCACGGGUGCCUGCCGAUUCCAGGGGCGCCUCUACAAGAGCGGGGAGGCCUUCGUCUCACCGCAGAACGCCUGCCACACGUGCACUUGCCAGGCCGAAGUUGUGACCUGCCAGCCCAAGCCCUGCCCGCAGCAGUGCACCCACCCUCUGCCCCCUGAUGCUCCCGCCUGCUGCCCCACCUGCGACGGCUGCCUCCAUGAGGGCCAGAAACUUGCCAACCGGCAAGUCUUCACCCCGGCCUCGGACCCUUGCCGGCACUGCAGCUGCCUCCGCGGAAACGUCCUCUGCAGCCCGGUCUUUUGCCCCCAGGCGCCGUGCGCCAGUCCCGUCCGCAAGCCUGGGCAGUGCUGCCCACAAUGCCCAGUGUGCCAGCACGGAGGCCGCGAAUAUCCGGAAGGCUCCCAGUGGCUCUCGCCGUCGGAUCCAUGUCAGCAGUGCUCCUGCGUGGGUGGCGAAACCGUGUGCGAGUCUCUUUCCUGUGAAGUCCCCCUCUGCUCCCACCCGGCCCCUGGAAGUGGGCAGUGCUGCCCUCUCUGCCACGACUGCCUCUUCGAAGGGGAGCACCAUGCCCACGGAGAAGUCUUCAAGCCGGAGUCUUGCCUCCAGUGCAACUGCCAGGAGGGGAACGUCCGCUGCGAGAUGAUCCAGUGCCCCCUGACCACCUGCUCCCACCCCGUGACGGAGCCUGGGGUCUGCUGCCCCCGCUGCAAAGGUUGCGUGUAUGAGGGCCGCGAGCGAGAGGACGGGACCAGCUGGUUCUCAUCCUCACUGCCCUGCAGGGUGUGCAUGUGCGCGGAGGGCGUGGCCAGCUGCGCCGAGAUCGCCUGCAUCAGCUCCUGCGUCAACCAGAUCGAGGUGCCUGGGGAGUGCUGCCCGCUGUGCGCAGAUUGCACUUACGAGGGCCGGGCGUACGGGCCGGGCGAGAGUUUCCAGCCGGGACAAGACCCCUGCGAAAUCUGCACCUGUGAGCUGAUGUCCGACGGGGAACAACAUCUGCAGUGCUACCGCAAGCAGUGCCCCAGCCUCCUGGAUUGCCCCCGGGAACAGAUCCAGGCGCCGGGCGCCGGGCACUGCUGCCCAACCUGCGCACAGGCGCUUAGCAACUGCACUUCCAGCCUGGUGGGCAACGAGGUCCAAGCCACCGACGAGCCCUGCUACACCUGCCAGUGCAAGGACCUGACCUGGGUUUGUGUACACCAAGUCUGCCCGGCGCUGAGCUGCCCCACGGCGGAGCGUUUCACUCCGCACGGAGCCUGUUGCCCCAUCUGCGAUGAGUGUGUUAUUGAGGUCGAGGGGCGACGCGUGUCAGACGGGGAGACCUGGAAAGACAGUGCGGACAACUGUGUCUCCUGUUCGUGCAACCUGGGCCACGUGGAGUGCCACAUCCAGGAAUGCAUGCCCCUCGUGUGCCAAGAUGGACUGGCGAAGUUGCAAGUGCCCGGGGAGUGCUGCGCCAAGUGCCAAGACCCAGGCGCCACCUGCACCCACCAGGGCCAGACCUUCCAGUCCAAUGACCACUGGCAGGUGGAUGAGUGCACGGCCUGCACAUGUGUGUCUGGAGAGGUGCACUGCCGGAACGAGCGUUGCCCACCUGCUGCCUGCGCCGCUGAUGAGACGCCCACGCUGAUCCCUGGCAUGUGCUGCCCGCACUGCGUCCCUCGCCCCGCCACCUGCGUGGCUUUCGGCGACCCGCACUACCGCACUUUCGACGGCAAGAUGGUCCACUUUCAGGGCAGCUGCACCUACGUCCUGGCCCAGGACUGCGACGCGGGAGACUUCAGAAUCCACGUGACUAAUGAUGACCGUGGACGGACAGGCGUCUCCUGGACCAAGGAAGUGGCCGUGAUGAUUGGCGACACCACCGUCCAGCUGCUCCAGGACCGGGUUGUCAUGGUGGACUCCCAGACGGUGACCCUCCCGUUCCUGAAGGAGCCACACCUCUAUGUGGAGCUCAAGGCCAGCACCCUCCUCUUGAACACCAACAUUGGAGUCAAGGUUCUUUGGAACGGCCGCUCCCACCUGGAGGUCAGUGUCCCCGGCACAUACAAAGGCCACACCUGUGGCCUGUGUGGCAACUUCAACAACUACCCCCAAGACGACCUGCGCCUCCGUUCUGGCCACCUCACCUUGUCAGAGGCGGCUUUCGGCAACAGCUGGAAGGUGACCGGCGCCAACACCACUGGACCUGCCCGCUGCCCCGAUGCACCGGACGUGGACCCCUGCAAGGAGUCUGGCUACCGCUCCCGCAAAGAGGCCAAUGCCCGCUGCAAGGUCCUCAAGGCGCCUCCCUUUGAGCGCUGCCACCCUGCCGUCCCGCCAGAGCCCUUCUUCGCCUCCUGCGUCUACGAUCUCUGUGCCUGCGGCGCGGCCGCGGCGGAAGACUGCCUCUGCGAGGCCCUAGAGGCCUACGCCGCCCAGUGCCGACGGGCAGGGCUGGUGCUGCAUUGGCGAUCGCCCACGCUCUGCGCCGUGGGCUGCCCCCAAGACCGGGGCUACGUCUUUGACGAGUGCGGCCCCCCUUGCCCCAAGACGUGCUUCAACCACGCCGUCCCGCUGGGGGUCCUGGAGUCCCACUGCUUCAAGCCUUGCGUGCCAGGCUGCCAGUGCCCCGCCGGGCUGGUGGAACACGAAGCCCACUGCAUCCUGCCGGAGUCCUGCCCUCGCAUCAUCUACGGAACUCUCUGAGACAGGAUGGAGCUGGAUUAUUUCCAGGGAAGCCUCCGCCUUUGCCUCAUCUGGGGGAGCCUGGGACUGGGGUGGGGUGGGGCGGCUUCCCUGCCUGUUCCAGGGGGAGAGAGUUUGGCAAAGCAAGCUUCUCUCCCUUUGAAAGGCAGGGGUGCCUGGGCAGAACAUGCUCUCUGCGGUGAGAAUUCCAGCCUUCAUUUCGAAGCAUGGUUCUGGUCCUCACUGACUUCCUUCUGUGCCUUCUCCACUUCCUCGAAAAAAUCAAGCCGAAAACUUGAACCGUGGAGCCAGAAUAAAUUAUGUACAACCAAGAAAAA
Molecule: messenger RNA, 7728 nt
Organism: Podarcis raffonei (Aeolian wall lizard)
Lineage: Eukaryota; Metazoa; Chordata; Lepidosauria; Squamata; Lacertidae
Gene: KCP
Product: kielin cysteine rich BMP regulator
Exons: 51
Coding region: 368-7411 (2347 amino acids)
Molecular function (GO): protein binding
Source: RefSeq, a predicted model, not a curated record